This is a messenger RNA of Pocillopora meandrina, 5757 nucleotides long. Lineage: Eukaryota; Metazoa; Cnidaria; Anthozoa; Scleractinia; Pocilloporidae. The record is from the annotation of a GenBank genome assembly.
GAGUUCAAAACAGCCAUCAAAUACCAUCAACAUGGUCUAGAAAUUGCUAAAGAGGUAGGAGACAAGGCCGAAGAGGGAGACAGUUAUGGCAAUCUCGGCGUUGCUUAUGACAGACUAGGAGAGUUCAAAACAGCCAUCAAGUACCACCAACGUCAUCUAGAAAUUGCUAAAGAAGUUGGAGACAAGGCCAGAGAGGGAAGAAGUUAUUUCAAUCUUGGCAUUACUUAUUACAAUCUAGGAGAGUUCAAAACAGCCAUCAAGUACCAUCAACGUGGUCUACAAAUUGCUAAAGAAGUGGGAGACAAGGCUGGAGAAGGAAACAGUUGUGGCAAUCUCGGCAACGCUUAUCGACAUCUAGGAGAGGUCAAAACAGCCAUCAAGUACCACCAAUGUCAUCUAGAAAUUGCUAAAGAAGUGGGAGACAAGGCCGGAGAGGGAGGAAGUUAUGGCAAUCUCGGCAAUGCUUAUGACAGUCUAGGAGACUUCAAAACAGCCAUCAAGUACCAUCAACGUGGUCUAGAAAUUGCUAAAGAAGUGGGAGACAAGGCCGGAGAGGGACGAAGUUAUUGCAAUCUCGGCAUUGCUUAUGACAGUUUGGGAGAGUUCAAAACAGCUAUCAAGUACCACCAACGUUCUCUAGAAAUUGCUAAAGAAGUAGGAGACAAGGCUGGACAGGGAAGAAGUUAUUGCAAUCUCGGCAUUGCUUAUGACAGUCUAGGAGACUUCAAAACAGCCAUCAAGUACCAUCAACGUCAUCUAGAAAUUGCUAAAGAAGUGGGAGACAAGGCCGGAAAAAGAAUCAGUUAUAGCAAUCUCGGCAACGCUUAUCAAGGUCUAGAAGACUUCAAAACAGCUAUCACGUACCAUCAACGUGAUCUAGAGAUUGCUAAAGAGGUGGGAGACAAGGCCGGGGAAAGAAUCAGCUAUAGCAAUCUCGGCAACGCUUAUCGACAUCUAGGAGAGUUCAAAACAGCCAUCAAGUACCACCAACGUCAUCUAGAAAUUGCUAAAGAAGUGGGAGACAAGGCCGGAGAGGGAGGAAGUUAUGGCAAUCUCGGCAACGCUUAUGACAGUCUAGGAGACUUCACAACAGCCAUCGAGUACCAUCAACGUCAUCUAGAGAUUGCUAAAGAAGUGGGAGACAAGGCAGGAGAGGGAAACAGUUAUUGCCGUCUCGGCAACGCUUAUCGUCGUCUAGGACAGUUCAAAACAGCCAUCAAGUACCACCAACGUCAUCUAGAAAUUGCUAAAGAAGUGGGAGACGAGGCAAGAGAGGGAAGAAGUUAUUUCAAUCUUGGCAUUACUUAUUCCAAUCUAGGAGAGUUCAAAACAGCCAUCAAGUACCACCAACGUCAUCUAGAAAUUGCUAAAGAAGUGGGAGACAAGGCCGGAGAAAGAAUCAGUUAUAGCAAUCUUGGCAACGCUUAUCAAGGUCUAGAAGACUUCAAAACAGCUAUCACGUACCACCAAAGUGAUCUAGAAAUUGCUAAAGAAGUUGGAGACAAGGCUGGAGAGGGAAAUAGUAAUUGCCGUCUUGGCAACGCUUAUCGUUGUCUAGGAGAGUUCCAAACAGCCAUCAAGUACCACCAACGUCAUCUAAAAAUUGCUAAAGAGGUGGGAGAUGAGGCCAGAGAGGGAAAAAGUUAUUUCAAUCUUGGCGUUACUUAUUGCAAUUUAGGAGAGUUCAAAACAGCCAUCAAGUACCACCAACGUCAUCUAGAAAUUGCUAAAGAAGUGGGAGACAAGGUUGGAGAAAGAAUUAGUUAUAGCAAUCUCGGCAAUGCUUAUCAAGGUCUAGAAGACUUCAAAACAUCUAUCACGUACCACCAACGUGAUCUAGAAAUUGCUAAAGAAGUGGGAGACAAGGCCGGAGAGGGAAACAGCUAUUGCCGUCUCGGCAACGCUUAUCGUCGUCUAGGAGAGUUCAAAACAGCCAUCAAGUACCACCAACGUCAUUUAGAAAUUACUAAAGACGUGGGAGACAAGGCCAGAGAAAGAAUCAGUUAUAGCAAUCUCGGCAACGCUUAUCAAGGUCUAGAAGACUUCAAAACAUCUAUCACGUACCACCAACGUCAUCUACAAAUUGCUAAAGAAGUGGGAGACGAGGCCGGAGAGGGAAGAAGUUAUUUCAAUCUUGGCAUUACCUAUUACAAUCUAGGAGAGUUCAAAACAGCCAUCAAGUACCAUCAACGUGGUCUAGAAAUUGCUAAAGAAGUGGGAGACAAGGCCAGAGAGGGUAACAGUUGUGGCAAUCUCGGCAACGCUUAUCGACAUCUAGGAGAGUUCAAAACAGCCAUCAAGUACCACCAACGUCAUUUAGAAAUUACUAAAGACGUGGGAGACAAGGCCGGAGAGGGAAUCGGUUAUUUCAAUCUAGGCGUUGCUUAUGACAGUCUAGGAGAGUUCAAAACAGCCAUCAAGUACCAUCAACGUGGUCUAGAAAUUGCUAAAGAAGUAGGAAACAAGGCCGUUGAGGGAAACAGUUAUGACAAUCUCGGCAACGCUUAUCGACAUCUAGGAGAGUUCAAAACAGCCAUCAAGUACCACCAACGUCAUCUAGAAAUUGCGAAAGAAGUGGGAGACAAGGCCGGAGAGGGAAGAAGUUAUUGCAAUCUCGGCAUUGCUUAUAACUAUCUAGGACAGUUGAAAACAGCCAUCAAGUACCAUCAACGUGGUCUAGAAAUUGCGAAAGAAGUAGGAGACAAGGCCACAGAGGGAAACAGUUAUGGCAAUCUUGGCAAUGCUUAUCGAGAUCUCGGAGAGUUCAAAACAGCCAUCAAGUACCACCAACGUCAUCUAGAAAUUGCCAAAGAAGUGGGAGACAAGGCCGGAGAGGGAAACAGUUAUUGCAAUCUCGGCAUUGCUUAUAACAGUCUAGGUGAGUUGAAAACAGCCAUCAAGUACCACCAACGUCAUCUAGAAAUUGUUAAAGACGUGGGAGACAAGGCCGGAGAGGGAAGAAGUUAUUGCAAUCUCGGCCUUGCUUAUGACAGUCUAGGAGAGUUCAAAACAGCUAUCAAGUACCACCAGCGUCAUCUAGAAAUUGCUAAAGAAGUGGGAGACAAGGCCGGAGAGGGAAGCAGUUACUGCAAUCUUGGCAACGCUUAUUACAGUCUAGGAGAGUUCAAAAGAGCCAUCACGUACCACCAACGUCAUCUAGAAAUUGCUAAAGAAGUGGGAGACAUGGCCGGAGAGGGAAAAUGUUAUUGCAACCUCGGCAACGCUUAUAAAAGUCUAGGACAAUUGAAAACAGCCAUCAAGUACCAUCAACGUGGUCUAGAAAUUGCUAAAGAAGUAGGAGACAAGGCCGUAGAGGGAAAAAGUUAUGGGAAUAUCGGCAACGCUUAUCGACAUCUAGGAGAGUUCAAAACAGCCAUCAAGUACCACCAACUUGAUCUAGAAAUUGCUAAAGAGGUGGGAGACAAGGCCGGAGAGGGAAGAAGUUAUUGCAAUCUUGGCAACGUUUAUGUUAGUCUAGGAGAGUUCAAAACAGCCAUCAAGUACCACCAACGUCAUCUAGAAAUUGUUAAAGAAGUGGGAGACAUAGCCGGAGAAGGAAAAAGCUAUUGCAAUCUCGGGGUUGCUUAUUACAGACUAGGAGAGUUCAAAACAGCCAUCAAGUACCACCAACGUCAUUUAGAAAUUGCUAAAGAAGUGGGAGACAAGGCCGGAGAGGGAGGAAGUUAUGGCAAUCUCGGCACCGUUUAUGACAGUCUAGGAGAGUUGAAAACAGCUAUCAAGUACCACCAACGUCAUCUAGAAAUUGCUAAAGACGUGGGUGACAAGGCUGGAGAGGGAAGAAGUUUUGGCAGUCUCGGCGUUGCUUAUCACCGUCUAGGAGAGUUCAAAACAGCCAUCGAGUACCAUCAACGUGAUUUAGAAAUUGCUAAAGAAGUGGGAGACAAGGCCAGAGAGGGAACAAGUUAUGGCAAUCUCGGCAUUGCUUAUGACCGUCUAAGAAAGUUCAAAAUAGCAAUCGAGUACCAUCAACGUGAUCUAGAAAUUGCUAAAGAAGUGGGAGACAAGGCCGGAGAGGGAAGAAGUUAUGGCUAUCUUGGCAACGCUUACAACGGACUUAAACAGUUCAAAACAGCAGAGGAGUACUAUCAACGUGAUCUAGAAAUUGCUAAAGAACUGGGAGACAAGGCCGGAGAGGGAAUCAGUUAUUGCCGUCUCGGAAUGAAUCAUCUCUGUCAAAGAGAUUUGAAAACGGCAAUCGAGUGUUGUCAACGUCGCGUAGUAAUAUCAAAAGAAGUGGGAGACAAAACUGGAGAGGCGUGCUCACUCUGUUCUCUUGGAAGCAGCUUUGAGUGCCUAGGAAAUCUUGUGAUGGCCUCUGACCAUUAUCACUCGAGUGUGCAGUUGCAUGAUGGUAUCAGGGCCAGUCUUCAACUCAACGAUCAGUGGAAGAUUUCUUAUCGUAAUCAGCACCAAAGUGCAUACAGAGGUUUGUGGCGUAUAAACCUCAAACAAGGUCAAGUUGUAAAAGCGCUUCUUGCUGCAGAGAAUGGACGUGCUCAAGCUCUGAGAGAUCUCAUGGCCACAAAUUAUCAGCCUGGAGAUUCUUUAACGCCCAGCGCAUCCCGUAUUUUUCUGAAGUGGGUUACAGUGAGCACAGUUUUCAUAGCUAUUAAUGGACCAUGCGUUUACCUCUGGGUUUGCCUCAGUGAAGACAACAUCCAGAUGAGAAUUGUACACGUCAACAAUUAUAAGUUUGAGAAUGAAUUGGAAAGUUUUAUCCAGCUUCUGAACAAAACUGCUCUGAAGGAGAUCGGUGUAAGAGAUACUGUUACAAUCGAAAAUCCUCCUUGUGAUUCGCCGACAGGAGAGGAAGUGGCCAAUAAUGUGAUCCAAGUUGAUGUGAGGCACUCCCAAUCAAGUGCUUUAAAGAAGCUGCAUGACAUUGUCAUUACUCCUAUUGCUGAUCUGAUCGAAGCCAACGAACUAACAUUUGUUCCUGAGGGGCCAUUUUGCCUUGUUCCAUACGCAGCGUUGCAGGACUCCAACUCAUCAUAUCUAAGUGAUUCUUUCAGAAUUCGUGUGCUUCCCUCUCUGACGACGUUGCAACUAAUUCAUGAUUGUCCAGCUGACUUUCACUUGAAGACUGGUGCAUUGCUUGUCGGCGACCCAUGUUUCAAACACAUCAUCUAUGAGGGAACACUUUUGGUGCAACUUCUAGGAGCAAGGAAAGAAGUGGAGAUGAUCGGACGUAUCCUAAAUGUUUCCCCCCUCACUGGAGAAAUGGCAACAAAACACGAAGUGUUAAAACGAAUAUCAUCAGUGGCGCUAGUUCACAUUGCAGCGCACGGUAAAAUGGAAACUGGAGAAGUUAUCCUGGCACCAAACACCACAAGAGAAAACCCUCAGCCGCAAGAGGAAGACUAUCUACUGACUACGAAAGAUGUCAUAGAAGCUGGGUUGCGAGCACGUCUGGUUGUACUUAGCUGCUGUCACACUGCUCGUGGGGAGGUCAUGGCCGAGGGUGUGGUCGGCAUGGCGCGUGCACUUUUGGCUGCCGGUGCUAGAUCUGUUGUGGUAACCUUGUGGGCGAUUGGCGACGAGGGAACCCUAGAGUUCAUGAGUUUCUUUUACGAUGCACUUUCCAAAGGCAAGAAGGCAAGUGAAGCUCUCAAUCAGGCCAUGAAGUGUAUGAGAGAAAUUGAAAAGUUCAAGGAGGUGAUUUACUGGGCACCAUUUGUACUCAUUGGUGAUGACGUCAACCUGGAUUUCAAGGAUAUUAGAAGCCGAAACAAGUAA